Messenger RNA from Linderina pennispora, 586 nucleotides. RefSeq lists its product as uncharacterized. The transcript has a single exon. NCBI's taxonomy places the organism in Eukaryota, Fungi, Kickxellomycota, Kickxellomycetes, Kickxellales, Kickxellaceae. The annotation marks the transcript as partial. The record is from RefSeq and is a predicted model, not a curated record.
CCGCCAUGCUGGAAGAAUGCUCCAGGAGAUUAUAAUAUGUGGGGGUGGUGGCGAGCAAGGCUCUGCGCCUGGAGAAAGCAAACCACUUCGACAUCUCCCGGAUUCCCAGACCAUCCUCUUUGUUUAUUCGUGCUCUAUACCAUUUACACUCCCAAUUCGCACCUACGGCUUCCACAAUUGGGCUGCUCUGGGCAAUGUUUGAGCCACGCUAUUCGCCAUCGCUGGAUGCUGCGCCAAGUAGCGUGAGUUCGAUGCUGGUCACCAUCUCAUCUAGCUUUGCCAGCAUCGUUGGUUGCACAUUUGUCAUCUACCGCCUGUAUAUUCUAGAUCGGUCACUCUGGGCUUGUCGCCAUAUGCUCCUGUGCGCACUCACGGGUGCCUAUGCCGUCAUGUGUUUUGCUGCCUUGAUAUCUGGCUGCGUGUUUCUUGUAUAUGGCCGCAUUCCAUCUCCAGCUGGUUGCACACUAGGUGGCAUGAUUGAGUUUUGGAGUCCAACAGGCAAGUAGCUCGAAAAGCAAAUUUCUAAUGCAGUCAAAGGUGAAGCACAAAGUAACCCUUUCACUGAUAUGCUUUUUAAAUUUUUUUU